Messenger RNA from Acipenser ruthenus (sterlet), 4178 nucleotides. RefSeq names its product glycogen phosphorylase, brain form. Lineage: Eukaryota; Metazoa; Chordata; Actinopteri; Acipenseriformes; Acipenseridae. Gene Ontology annotation, biological process: glycogen catabolic process. The record is from RefSeq and is a predicted model, not a curated record. The transcript is spliced from 20 exons. The coding region runs from base 175 to 2706 and encodes 843 amino acids. Gene Ontology annotation, cellular component: cytoplasm. Gene Ontology annotation, molecular function: glycogen phosphorylase activity; pyridoxal phosphate binding.
GCCUACGUCAAGGGUGUUUUGCAGUUUCCCAGUCGGGUCCCCCGGUCAGUAAGCAGAAAAUACAGGAGGGGGAGUGAUUUGUUCCUGUUUGCUAUCAUCACAUCGCAAGGAUCUGGUGCAUUUCUUUAGAUUUGUUCUUAAAAGGGGAAAAACAACUGUAUCUCUUUUACAACAAUGGCUACUCCACUAACAGAUAGCGAGAGAAGAAAGCAGAUCAGUGUGAGAGACAUCGCAGGGUUAGGAGAUGUCGCCGAGAUCAAGAAAAGCUUCAACAGGCAUCUCCAUUUCACUCUUGUAAAAGACAGAAAUGUCGCAACACCCAGGGACUACUACUUCGCUCUGGCACAUACCGUCAGGGACCACCUUGUUGGGCGAUGGAUCCGGACUCAACAGUAUUAUUAUGAAAAGGAUCCAAAGCGGAUUCACUACCUGUCUCUGGAGUUCUACAUGGGGCGAACCCUGCAGAACACGAUGAUAAACCUGGGACUGCAAAACGCCUGUGACGAGGCCAUUUAUCAGCUGGGUCUGGAUCUGGAGGAGCUGGAGGACAUUGAAGAAGAUGCGGGGCUCGGGAAUGGAGGACUCGGCCGGCUUGCAGCCUGUUUCUUGGACUCCAUGGCAUCCUUAGGCCUGGCUGCCUACGGAUAUGGAAUCCGAUAUGAGUUUGGUAUUUUCAACCAAAAGAUCUCCAACGGCUGGCAAGUAGAGGAAGCAGAUGAUUGGCUGCGCUAUGGGAACCCGUGGGAAAAGGCCCGUCCUGAGUACAUGCUCCCUGUGCAUUUUUAUGGAAGAGUUGAGCACACCGCUCAAGGAGCCAAGUGGCUUGACACACAGAUAGUGCUUGCCAUGCCCUAUGAUACCCCAGUACCAGGAUACAAGAACAACACUGUCAACACCAUGAGACUCUGGUCUGCCAAAGCACCCAAUGAUUUCAACCUCCAGGAGUUCAACGUAGGUGACUACAUCCAGGCUGUGUUGGACAGGAACCUGGCUGAGAACAUCUCCAGAGUCCUCUACCCCAACGACAAUUUUUUUGAAGGGAAGGAGCUGCGUCUGAAACAGGAAUACUUUGUGGUUGCUGCCACUCUCCAGGACAUCAUCCGACGCUUCAAGUCCUCCAAGUUCGGCUGCCGGGACCCUGUCAGGACUUCAUUUGAAACAUUCCCUGAAAAGGUGGCUAUUCAGCUAAAUGACACCCACCCAGCCCUGGCUAUUCCUGAGCUCAUGAGAAUUUUGUUGGACGUGGAAAAGUUAGCCUGGGAGAAGGCCUGGGACGUGACGGUUCAGACCUGCGCCUACACCAACCACACUGUGCUGCCUGAGGCCCUGGAGCGCUGGUCUGUCCACAUGUUCGAGAAGCUGCUGCCCAGACACCUGGAGAUCAUCUACGAGAUCAACCGCAGGCACCUGGAUAGGAUCUCUGCUAUGUACCCCGGAGAUGGGGACCGGCUGAGAAGGAUGUCCCUGAUCGAGGAGGGAGACCCCAAAAGGAUCAACAUGGCCCACCUGUGUGUGGUCGGCUCCCACGCUGUCAACGGGGUGGCCAGGAUUCACUCGGAGAUUGUCAAAAACACUGUUUUUAAAGAUUUCUAUGACAUUGAGCCAGAGAAGUUCCAGAACAAGACCAAUGGAAUCACUCCAAGGCGCUGGCUGCUGCUGUGUAAUCCUGGACUUGCCGAUGUCAUUGCUGAGAAAAUUGGAGAAGAAUUCCUCACUGACUUGUACCAGCUGAAGAAGCUGCUCAACUUCAUUGAUGAUGACACCUUCAUCCGGGACUUGGCCAAAGUGAAACAGGAAAACAAAUUGAAAUUUUCGGUCUACUUGGAGGAAAAGUACAAAGUGAAAAUAAAUCCGGAGUCUAUUUUUGACAUCCAAGUGAAGAGAAUUCACGAAUACAAGAGGCAGCUGCUUAACUGUUUGCACAUCAUCACUUUCUACAACCGUAUCAAGAAAGAUCCAAAUAAGCAGUAUGUGCCAAGAACUGUGAUGAUUGGAGGAAAGGCUGCCCCAGGCUACCACAUGGCUAAAAUGAUCAUCAAGCUGAUCACCUCCGUCGCGGACAUUGUGAAUAAUGACCCCGUUGUGGGAGAUCGACUCAAAGUGAUCUACCUGGAGAACUACAGAGUAUCACUGGCUGAGAAAGUGGUGCCCGCUGCUGACCUGUCAGAACAGAUCUCCACGGCUGGCACCGAGGCCUCUGGCACCGGGAACAUGAAGUUCAUGCUCAACGGCGCCCUCACCAUCGGCACCAUGGACGGCGCCAACGUGGAGAUGGCAGAGGAAGCCGGGGAGGAGAACCUCUUCAUUUUCGGAAUGAGAGUCGAGGAUGUGGAGGCCAUGGACAAGACAGGCUACAACGCCAAAGAGUACUAUGACCGCAUCCCUGAGCUUAAGCAGGUGAUGGAUCAAAUCAGCAGUGGCUUCUUUUCCCCCAAGCAGCCUGACCUCUUCAAAGACAUCAUCAACAUGCUCAUGAACCAUGACAGGUUCAAAGUUUUUGCUGACUAUGAAGCUUAUAUUAGCAGUCAAGAGAAGGUCAAUGAUCUCUACAAGAAUCCAAAGGAGUGGACCAAGACAGUGAUCAAGAACAUCGCUGGCUCAGGCAAGUUCUCGAGUGACCGGACCAUUGCGGAAUACGCGCGGGAGAUCUGGGGAGUGGAGCCUUCGGAUGUGAAGAUCCCUCCUCCCAACGAGCCCCGAGAGUGAGAGGCCCUGGAGACACAGGUGAAGAUCUCAGUGUACAGCAGUGCUCACUUCAAGGAAGCCAUUCCGCUUUCAAGGGUUCCAGUGACAUCACAGAACCCCCAAUGCUGCAGUACUUAUCUAGUACCGUUCAGUCUUAGCUUUAUAACACAUGCUACUGUAGGUAGGACAUUAUGAUAUGGGGUUGGGGGCUACUUUAAAAGCACUUUCAUAGUUUCAUUAUGAUAUAUAGCACAGGGCAGUUUUAUGGUCCUUUCUUCAGCACAGGCUAAGUCCAAGCUCCGCUGUAGUCAGUGACUAAGUGUGUGAUUGUAGUAUGUGCCAAAAGAAGCAACAUUCUUUUCAAGGCUUCCUCUUCUAUAAGAAUCAUCAUCUAUAUUGACUUAGGCUCUAUUGCAUUUCCAUUUUUCCAAACUGAUUGCAUUUGUAAUUGAAUUAGUUUAUUAUGAGGUUUGUUAUGCAGCAUACAGGCUGUUAUAUGGGAUCUUAUUUCAGUGAGGAAUGGCAAACACUGACGCUGACGCUAGCGUCGCUUGAAACUGUUAUAUUUAGCAUUGCUGUUUUGAGAGUGUGCGUGUGCGUGUGUGUGUAUGAGUGUGUAGGGCAUGUGAUCUUCUGUUGCAGCUAAAGGUUUGCAUACCAUGACAGUCAAGUACUAUAGUUUGUAUGUUGACAGAUUGCUGUGUGCAUCAUUGCUCUCACUAAAUUCACUGGUAAUACAAUUAAACUAACAAACAUUUUUCACAGACUUGUCUAAGCCAAGGCAUGUUUCAGUACAGGCACCAAUAUAAAGAGCUUACAUAAGAGCACUUUUAUGACAGUCUGCAUUAGGAAGUUUCUACCAGUGGAAAAUCUUUUUAAUUUUAAUAAUUUUAUGUAAAAGCAGUUUUGGGCGCCUAUUAAAUGUUUUUAGUAAAAUAAUUUUAGGAAGCUACUAAGUUCAUGUGGAGCAAUUUUAUUUUGGAUGGAAUUAACACAUCACUGAUGGGGUAUAGUGAAAUAAAAGUACAAUAUUGCUCAACAUAUGUGCUGACUAGUAGACCUGGGUUCAUAUAACUACAGGAUAAUAAAAAUAAAAAAGUAUGUUUUUUACUCGUGUCAUUUCCUGAAAAGAGAAACUAACGCAUUAAACUCAAGGGCUGUUAAGUACUGUAUUGUUGUUUCUUACAGGUUUUUUCAAUCAUGCAGUCUGGUUGCUGAUGAUUACUGGUAAAUAAUUAUUAAGUCAUUUGGAAAUUAGGAGAAGAAUAACUGGUCUGUAUCAUCACAUUAUGAUUGAUAAAACCAACUGUGCUGGACUUUCCCAAAAGUAAAAAUCUUGUGUGAAGUGCUUCACAUGUCACUCCUUGUGAGGCAAAAAUGAGGAUUGCUGUGCAUGCUUCCCCCAGCACCUUACUGUGGUCUGAGUCUGGUAUCAGUGUUUAGUGUUUUUGAAUGUACGGUGCAUAAAUAAAUCAAGGAAUGUAUAUAACUUG